Pectinophora gossypiella (pink bollworm) is the source of this 2232-nucleotide messenger RNA. RefSeq names its product adenosine deaminase 2-like. The transcript is spliced from 2 exons. Lineage: Eukaryota; Metazoa; Arthropoda; Insecta; Lepidoptera; Gelechiidae. Gene Ontology annotation, biological process: inosine biosynthetic process; adenosine catabolic process. Gene Ontology annotation, molecular function: adenosine deaminase activity. The record is from RefSeq and is a predicted model, not a curated record. The coding region runs from base 82 to 1584 and encodes 500 amino acids.
UUGCCGAGUUCGUACGUUGGCCUUGCUCCGUUUACUGUCAUUUAUAAAUGAUUGUGUCGUGAUUCGAAACCAAAAGUGACAAUGUGGCGCUCAAUAGGCUUCGUCGCACUAAACAUACUCACAGUACUAGGUCGAGAUGUGUCCGAGGUGCUUAAAGAAAGAAAAAAUCUUCUAGAAACAGAAAUGAGUAUGAUGCUCGGCAGAGAUAUAAUUCUCAGCGACAGUGAAAUUAAAGCGAAUGAAAUCAUAAUGAAUUUAAAGUACGAAGUAAUUGACAACGGCUGCAGAGACCCGGGAGUGUUCAAUCUGUCGAAGCACUUCUUCGAAUACAAAGAAGAGAUAAAGAAGACUACAUUGUAUAAAAUUAUUAAAGCGAUGCCUAAAGGUGCAGUUCUUCAUGCUCAUGACACAGCAUUGCUCGAUGCAGAUUACAUUCUCGAGCUGACGUAUCUUCCUGAUUUAUACGUAUGUUUCCAAGAAGAAUACCCGUUAUUUCUCUUCUCUGAAGAUAAACCACGAUCUACCUGCGACACUCGAUGGCAGCUUUUGAAAGAAGCCAGAUAUUCCUCGGGAAAUGUUGAAAAAUUUGACGCGGAACUUCGUAAGCAUUUCACCAUAGAAGUGGACAACCCAAAAGCAGUUUACUCUAACAUCAACACAGUUUGGAAUAAAUUCCAGCAGGUCUUCAUCAUCACCGAACCUUUGUUCAGCUACAAACCUGUAUGGGAGAAAUACUUCUACGACAGUCUGAAGAAGUUUAGAGAAGAUAACGUAAUGUACAUUGAAAUAAGAAGUGUUUUGCCUCAAUUAUACGAUUUGGAAGGAAACAUAUAUGACAUCAAAGACACUGCAGUGAGUUAUAAAAACGUCCUGGAUCAGUUUAAGAAGGACUACCCAGAUUUCUUCGGAGCCAAGCUUAUAUACGCUCCGUUGAAAUUCGUGAAUGAUAUUAGUGAGUACAUAAAAACUGCUAAGGAGUUAAAGAAUAUGUUGCCGACCUUCUUUGCUGGGUUUGAUCUGGUCGGCCAGGAGGAUACGAUGGUACCAUUGAAAAAGUAUAUGCGUGAAUUAGUAGAAGCAGAAAAGGAUUUGGAUUUCUUCCUUCACGCUGGUGAGACGAACUGGUACGGAACAGAUUCUGAUGAGAAUAUAGCUGAUGCUAUCGUCCUGAACACUAAAAGAAUUGGUCACGCAUUUGCUUUAACUAAGCAUCCUUUACUUCUUAAGGAAGUGAAGAAGAGAAAUAUAGCUAUAGAAGUGAAUGUUAUUUCGAAUAACGUCCUGAAAUUGGUUGAUGACGUGAGGAACCAUCCUUUGGCUACUUUCUUGGCAAUAGACGCGCCUGUAGUGAUUUCAUGUGACGAUCCUGGACUUUGGGGGGCAGAGCCCUUGACCCACGAUUUCUACGUGGCUUUCGUUGGUGUGGCUAGCAAACAUGCCGAUCUUAGAGUUUUGAAGAAAUUGGCUUUAAAUUCUUUGUACUACAGCACAAUUUACGAUAAAGAUAAGUUGGUACAUGAGUUUGAUAUACGCUGGACUAAAUUCAUUGACAGCAUUGUUCGAGAUGUAAACGCGAGUUCGUAGUUGGCGUUUGAAUUAAGUAUAUUUUCUAUUUACAAUGUCGAAGGUGAAUAUGCCUAUUGUGUGAUCUGUAAGGUGCAUUUGUCAACAAAAGUUCGGACUUUGGACACGAUAAAUGCUUGGCUGACAAGACUUCUUGUCAAUCUACUUAGAUUUAUGACUUGGGUCGUCCGUUAUUAUACUGGUAUUAUUAACAGUUAUAUUCCUAACAGCUGAUGGUAGCAUAUAACAACCAUGUUCAUUUAUUUAAGAACUAUGUGUCCAUAAGUAAAGUGGUAUAUUUUGGUCCAUGGCAGUUUUUAUCAAUAAAUCAACAAGCUAAAGUGGGACUGGGCUGGACACGUGUGCCAAAUGCAUCCGGAACGAUGGGCAAAGAUCAUCACGCACUGGGUACCACGGGACGGACACCGUAGACGUGGUAGACCCCGGAAACGAUGGCGCGAUGAUCUCGACGGUUAUCGAAAAGACUGGAUAGAGCUCGCACAGAACCGGGGUACUUGGAAAGACAUGGGGGAGGCCUUUGCUCAGCAGUCAUAAUUUUAAUCAAAAAAAAGGCAUACGCCACGCUUUCUCAUUAUUACAUUUAAAGAACUUACUUACACAAAAGAAAUCUUUACCAUUCACCUAGGUGCUUACUUAAUUAUAAUAGAA